This is a messenger RNA of Ambispora gerdemannii, 885 nucleotides long. Lineage: Eukaryota; Fungi; Glomeromycota; Glomeromycetes; Archaeosporales; Ambisporaceae. The record is from the annotation of a GenBank genome assembly.
AUGGAUGAGAUGAAUUUAGAUAAUAAUGAAGAAAAUGAAUUGUUCCUCGACUAUUUUUUGAUGGCUUCCCAAACUGCCAGGCUCAGUUUAAAGUUAAUUGAGCAAAAGAAAUUACUCCGAGACUACCAGCAAGAAAUAAAAAGACUGAAAGAAGAAUCUGGCGGAGCCCAUAAUUUAGUUGAAGACUGCGAGAGUUUAGCUCAAUUCUUUACUGGUAUUGCUGAACUAAAAAACGCGAGGCAAGAAUUAACAAAGUUUACUAAUCAGCAAGAAUUUGAAAAGAAUAAACAAGUUUUACUAACUAAGGCUAACGAGGCUAUUAGUGGUUUGCAAAUGAGAACCAGCAAUAAUUCUUCAAUUGGCGGUGUUUGCAUUAUUUGGGCUGAUUUCGCCAAAAAUUUCAAUUCGAUAUUGAAUGAUUUUCGUAGAGACUUAGAAAUGCUUAAAAGCGAUAUCGAAAAAGUUCCCUAUCACGAAGCCAAAGAAUUACAAAAACUGCUAAUUGAAGAAAAAAGUUUAAAAAAUGAAAUCGAGGAAAAUGAACGAAAAGCCCGUAAUGAACCCGAUGAAAACAAAAGAAAGCAAUUCAUUUUUCUAGUUGACCAAGCCAAAAACCAGUUAAAAAAAUGUUUAGAAAGAAGAAAACAAUUAAAAACUGGUCGCUUAGGCGAUGACUUUGAUCCGGAUAAACACAUUAAUGACUUUUUACAAAAAUUAGAAGACAAAUUAAGUGGCAAAAACAAACCACAGCGACCAACUAGAACUCCUAACCGAACUCCUACUAGUCCUAAUGAUCCUUUUGAGCCUGAUAAUGUUAAUCUUCCUGACUCUGACUUUAUUCCAAGUGUUAAUCACGAACCACAAUCCUUUUUCACAAAACACUGA